GCUAGGGUCUGGCGCAGACAACUGUAAGAUCUGAAAAAAAACAUGUAUUAUUUUAUAGUCUAUUCCUACAUUGGGUAUGUUAUGAACAUUACGUUUUAUUAAAGUUUGUAAUAAUGUACAAAGACCUGCAUCCAAGGUUUUUUUAUUUUUACAUAAAACACGUGUGCUGCAUGUUUAAAUAUUAUUCAAAUGGGUUACUUAAUUCAAACAUGUCUUAAAGGUUGUACGAAAUAUUUUGGAAUUCAAUAAAAGGAAUGUUUAAAAACGGUAUCUCACCCUUUAACUAUGGGAAAAACCUAUUUAACAACGUCUUCCAACUCUGUCACGAAGUAAAAUAGAAUCCGAGUGUUUGUGUGUGUGUGGGGAGGGGUCUUGAGGCGGAGCAACAGGCGUGUGUGUGUGUGUGUGUGUGUGUGUGAAAAUCCUAAGGUUGGGGGGUCCCAGAACUCUUUUCUGUAGAGAACCGUUUGAAACCAAGGUGUGCACUAUCAUGCAUAAGGCAUGUCGAGAUAUCAGCCGAACAGCGGGGGUUAAACAUAGAUAUCUCUAAUCUGCGGCCCCCACACACCCCGUUUGCAGACAGAAUGUCACGACAUCCCCUCCUGUUGUUGGCGUGUAGCAUACAUCUCUCAAAAAACUCAUUCCGAACUUUUAGAUAGUUAGGGACAGAACUAUUUUUUAACGUUGUCAGCAUUGCUUUAGCGCAAACAUAAAGGCCCGAAUAUUGAGCUGCACGGACAGAUUAAAAUAAUAAUAAUAAUAUUCGGAAUAAGGGAAUCUCGCAUAAUGGAUAUUUCUGGAGGAUCCCCGACAUUUACGCAGCUUUUACGCGAUUUACCUGAUCUGGAACAUGAUGGGGGUUCGCAGGAGCAAAAGUCUGGCAGACAAUCACCAACGGCCUUUUUUCGUUCCGACAUACAGCCCUUUAUGAUAAAGGAUGCGUUACGGACAGCUGACACGCAGGACUUUGAUGCAAUUCUACCGUUCACUGUGGCCCAAGUACACUGCUCAGAAUCAAGCCCACCCGAAAACUACUGUUGGGCCGGGAACUUGCUGCUUCACGAGCCGGCGCUCCAGGGACAAGACUGCCCGGAGACAGACCCAGCAGAAUCUGGAACGCUAGAGGGAAAAAGUCACACACCCCCGGUUUCGGCGAUUCGUCACAACAAGCGCCAAAAAAGCCGAGACUCAGUACCGGCGAAAAACGGCACAGACGACCACAUAAAUCUAGAGCUGGGGGAUUCCGGCGCCCCGAGCAUUCCGAAUGAAACACCCAAGAGACCUGUUUUUAAUGACAUGUCAGAUGUUGAUGACCAGCUAUUCUGUGAUGCGGCCAACCUUAUAGACCCAGUCAAUUCUACGGCCUCAAUACCUGCAGACGAACAAGAAAGGUUUUUCACAUUAUUUUCCAGGGCUUUGAAAUCGAGGAAUGUUUUAUUCCUUUUAGGUGAGCUACUGGGGGAGUUCGCCAACUACUUCCACUACGGCUACCACGAGUGCAUGAAGAACCUGGUGCACUACCUGACCACGGAGGAGAGGGUUGAGACCAAAGACAUCAAGUACGCAAGGAUCCUGGCCUUUCUUCAGUCCAAGUCCCGGGUCGCCACCGAGCCGGUGUUCGGCUCACUGGGCGCGUUUCCAGACCAGGCAGAUUAUCUGUGCCAGUUGCACUCCUCCCCGGAGUCACUCCAGAGUCACAGCCCCAACGACUCCGUGUUUCAGCAGAGCCCACCCGGACACUUCUCUUGGCACAGCACGGCGCGCAGCCCGACCAUCUCGUACCCAACGGUGCCGCUUUCCGCACCGACGCAACAGCACCAUGGUGGCUACCUGUCACCAGUGCAAGGACUUGACCAUCACUACUUCAACUUUUUCAACGGCCACCCGCACGCGAAUGCGUUCAGUUUGCACAGUACGCAACAUGCGUUGUAAAUAGAAUCCGGUUACCGUUUUGUGUUGUCUUUAUUUAUAUAUGUGUUCAUAAUAAAUACUUAAAGAUUGUGGAUAUUGUAUACUGUACAAUACAUCUUCCUUUUUUAAAGAAAAGUAAAUGUUUAUUUCCCACA
Oncorhynchus nerka (sockeye salmon) is the source of this 2066-nucleotide messenger RNA. RefSeq lists its product as uncharacterized. The transcript is spliced from 5 exons. The record is from RefSeq and is a predicted model, not a curated record. Gene Ontology annotation, cellular component: nucleus. Gene Ontology annotation, biological process: regulation of transcription by RNA polymerase II; anterior/posterior pattern specification; regulation of neurogenesis. Bases 787 to 1932 code for a protein of 381 amino acids. NCBI's taxonomy places the organism in Eukaryota, Metazoa, Chordata, Actinopteri, Salmoniformes, Salmonidae. Gene Ontology annotation, molecular function: DNA-binding transcription factor activity, RNA polymerase II-specific; RNA polymerase II cis-regulatory region sequence-specific DNA binding.